GUGCUGUAGCACAGCAGUUGCAGGCUGUAUUCGGAGCCGGUAGUAUCGUUCGGUGGAAAGUUUAGAGGACGUAUGUGGCUAUAGAUAUAAAAGUUACUCGUAAAGAAUUACGUUGAAGAGCUAAACGUUCAAUAAGCUAAUAACAUCGACGACCUAGUGAAAUUAUUUAUUUAUCAGUUUCGAACAACUCAAUAUGGGUGAACAGAAGACUAUACCGAACGGAGUCAAGUUUUUAAUUGGUGGUGUCUCUGGAAUGGGAGCGACGUGCUUUGUACAGCCCUUGGAUUUAAUAAAGAACCGCAUGCAGCUCAGUGGCACAAAGGUUUCGACAGUCUCAGUGAUAUCUGGAAUCAUUAAGAAUGAAGGUUUCUUCUCGUUUUAUGCAGGCCUUUCUGCUGGGCUUAUGAGGCAAGCCACUUAUACCACAACCAGGCUGGGAAUAUAUACAUGGCUGUUUGAACUAGCCUCAAAAGAUGGGCAGCCAAAUUUUAUUACUAAGGCAGCUUUGGGUAUGGCUGCAGGAUGUGUAGGAGCUUUUGUUGGAACACCUGCUGAAGUCGCUUUGAUUAGAAUGACUGCUGAUGGAAGGCUGCCGUUAGCUGAGAGACGUAACUACAAAAACGUAUUCCAUGCCCUGUUUCGGAUUACUAAGGAUGAGGGACUUCUAACACUUUGGCGUGGAGCAAUUCCAACUAUGGGACGAGCUAUGGUCGUAAAUGCUGCCCAGCUAGCUUCAUAUUCGCAAGCUAAACAAGCUCUAUUAGAUACAGGCUACUUUGAAGAAAAUAUCACGCUUCAUUUCGCUAGUUCUAUGAUUUCGGGACUUGUUACAACUGCUGCAUCAAUGCCUGUAGAUAUUGCAAAAACAAGGAUUCAAAAUAUGAAGAUUGUGGAUGGUAAGCCAGAAUUCAAGGGAGCUUUUGAUGUUCUUGGCAAAGUUAUACGGAACGAAGGUCCUUUGGCACUCUGGAAAGGAUUCUUCCCAUAUUACGCUCGACUUGGGCCGCAUACAGUCCUAACAUUUAUUUUCUUGGAGCAGAUGACGGCCGCCUAUAAAACCAGGUUCUCAUAGUUUCUGUUAUCAUUAUUCAGGUGUACUUGUACUCUAUGUACUCAAGAAUUAGAAAAUCUCAAUGCUUUCUACCUGUUACGAAUCCCAACGUUAAGUUGAAAAUUUUAAAUCUUGUUAUGUAAAUUUGUGCCUCAUUAUUCAUUGGUCAUACAUUUAUCAACAUCCUACGCAAGGGAGUAUGAAAUUAAUCAUGUAAACUACUCGCACGUCUGAAUGAAAUAUGAAAAAAAUUAGCGUAAAAGUAUGUAUCUGACAUUUUUUGCACAGUGUGAAAUUUACAUGCCCAUCAUUUUGGGACCUAGUAAUUUUCUGUGAAGUUAUCAUAUCGCGUUUACGGAUAGCUGCAGAAGAUAAAUACUAUGAAUAAUACACACCCCGUCAAUCGUCGUUGCCUGGACGUUAGGAACGGCUAGAUGGAUACGCGAACAAUAUUACCCAGUCAGAAAUUCUAUUUGGUAAUGACAUAGAAUACCAUUUUCACAUUUAUUUUUGUAGUAUUCGUGUAAAAGAUGUUAUAGCAAAUGUGUACGGAGAUCUCAGGUGCCGUUGUACAGCUUCCAUUCGUGAUACAUAUAUCCGUAUAGAUUGUUCAAAUGUAUAUUCUCUACAAUGAAGGUUUAAUAAAUAUUGCGUUAAAAAGAGAA
Athalia rosae (coleseed sawfly) is the source of this 1716-nucleotide messenger RNA. Its product is annotated as mitochondrial 2-oxoglutarate/malate carrier protein-like. NCBI's taxonomy places the organism in Eukaryota, Metazoa, Arthropoda, Insecta, Hymenoptera, Athaliidae. Gene Ontology annotation, molecular function: antiporter activity; succinate transmembrane transporter activity; sulfate transmembrane transporter activity. The coding region runs from base 194 to 1072 and encodes 292 amino acids. Gene Ontology annotation, biological process: thiosulfate transport; malate transmembrane transport; succinate transmembrane transport. The record is from RefSeq and is a predicted model, not a curated record. The transcript has 6 exons.